AACUGCUACUUAAUAUUCAGCUCCAGUCACCAAUGUAGUUUGUGGACACAAUGAGCUCUUUGGUAUGCCAAGACACAGACGUCUUCUCCACCGUGACAUUGCAGUAUGCAGCCAGGAUAACAUACGUAUAGCUUUUCUUACUGAAUCACCGAAACCCAAGGGAGAAACUGCACCAAGGCUGGUGCAGUUGAGAAGAAGAAACUGACGAGAAGAAACUGACCUGCUGCAUGCGGCACAGAAUCAUAACACCUGUGAAGGACACACCGCUCUCUGUCUGGGUCUCAGAAGCAGGAACUAUCUGAAGAAAGCUGAGUCUCCUGGAACCUGUACAGCCUGACCACUUCGUUCCCCUACAUUUUGUGUUGCUAAAGCAGCCCUUGCUAAUCCAAAGAACUAGAAGACGAAUCAAUCUCUCCCCCAGAACAUAAACAACAUUUUCUGCCUGAGUUAAUGUUUGUUCAAACAACUAAGAAAGAAUAAGCCUCAGCCUUUACAUUUUGUGGAUUCUGCAUGCUCCACAAAGCUUAAAUCUUUGGCAAACAGGAGGAUUUCUUCUUGCAAUAUUGGCUAAAGUUCAUGGACAGUAAGAAUGGGCUCACUUAAAAAUGGUAACACCAGAAAUGAGUUUCUGAACAAAGAUGAGCUGUUACGCAUAUUCCGCAAGGGCAUGUCUCUUCAUGUGAAACCAGAUCUGACAGCUACAGAAGAACAAUGGUUUCAAAGGCUGCUCCCUUCCUACCCCGGUUUCCGUGGCAACCGCCCGGACUCCCCCAACCGCGCGCCUGCUGCGGAAUCGCUCCGUAGCAGCAGAAGCGGACGGUCGCUGCUGCCGGAGUCUCUGCUCCUGCGGUCGCUGUUGCCGGAGCCUGCUUCCUCCUCCUCCUCCUCUUCCUCGACGCCGCCACCGCCGCCGAGCAUGGAGCUGCUGGCCGCCGCGCUCAGCGCCGCUUGCGCCCUGGAGCAGGAAGGCGCCGCCGAAAGCCUGCCCGGGACCCGCCAGGAGGACAGCAACUCCCCUUCCAUGGCUGGACCAAUGCCUCUUCCGGAAGAGAGUCCUGGGCAUCCUGAUGGCCCACCUGUUUUCCCCGAGGCGCUGCAAAUGAUUCACCCCAUGACAGCUGACUCCUGGAAAAACUUCAUUGAGCAAAUAGGUCUCUUGUAUCAAGAAUAUCGGGAUAAAUCUACUCGACAAGAGAUUGAAACCAGGAGACUGCAAGAUUCUCAAACAGAUACUGAAGAGGGCUCAGCUGGUGAAGAGGCGCCAUCAGAAACUGAACCUACAGAUGCCAUUGAGAGCAAGGCAGUUCCCCAGAUCAACUUGCUCAGGAAUCCCAACUCAAGGUUUAACUUAUGGCAGGAUCUUCCUGAAGUCAGAAGCAGUGGCGUUUUGAAUAUCCUCCAGCCAGAUGAGAUCAGACUUCAAGAGGCCAUGUUUGAACUGGUCACUUCAGAAGCAUCAUACUACAAGAGCCUGAAUUUGCUGAUAUAUCAUUUCAUGGAAAAUGAGCGAUUGAAAAAGAUUCUACAUCCCUCAGAGGCUCACAUCCUGUUUUCCAAUGUCAUGGAUGUUAUGGCAGUCAGUGAACGAUUCCUUUUGGAUCUUGAGAAACGGGUGGAAGAGAACAUUGUGAUCUCAGAUGUCUGCGACAUUGUUUAUCGUCAUAUCGAAAAUUUCUCGGUGUAUGUCACCUACGUCUCCAACCAGACUUACCAGGAGAGAACUUACAAGCAACUUCUCCAGGACAAGCCAGCAAUCCGGGAGGUGAUCUCACAGUUGGAACUGGACCCAAAAUGCAAAGGCUUACCUUUCUCAUCAUUCUUGAUUCUGCCUUUUCAGAGGAUCACUAGGCUGAAGCUGCUAGUACAGAAUAUCCUGAAAAAAGUAGAAGAAAAAUCUGAACGAGAAAUCACUGCGCUUGAAGCUCACAAGGAACUGGAAACAGUGGUGAAGGCCUGUAAUGAAGGUGUUAGAAAGAUGAGCCGCACAGAACAAAUGAUCAGCAUCCAGAAGAAAUUAGAAUUUAAGAUUAAGUCUGUGCCCAUCAUCUCUCAUUCCCGUUGGCUAUUAAAGCAGGGAGAACUUCAGCAGAUGAAUGGUCCCAAAACAUCGCGUACCCUUCGCACAAAGAAACUCUUCAGGGAAAUCUACUUGUUCCUCUUCAACGAUUUGCUAGUGCUCUGCAGACAAAUUAAUGGUGACAAGUACCAGGUCUUUGACUCUGCUUCCCGAGGUCUUCUCCGAGUGGAAGAGUUAGAGGACCAAGGACAGAGCUUGGCCAAUGUAUUUAUCCUGAGGUUGCUGGAAAAUGCGGAUGAUCGGGAAGUGAGUUACAUGCUGAAGGCAUCUUCUCAAAGUGAAAUGAAGCGCUGGAUGAUCUUGUUGGCCCCAAAUCGGCGAACCAAGUUCGUUUCCUUUUCAUCUAGGAUGAUGGAUUGCCCUCAAGUACAGUGUGUCCAUCCAUAUGUGGCUCAACAACCUGAUGAGCUCUCACUAGAACUGGCUGAUGUACUGAACAUUCUGGAAAAGACAGAUGAUGGUUGGAUAUUUGGGGAACGCUUGCAUGAUCAAGAGAGGGGUUGGUUCCCCAGCUCUAUGGGUGAGGAGAUUAUGAACCCCAAGAUUCGGUCUCAGAACUUGAAAGAGUGCUUUCGGGUGCACAAGACAGAUGACAGUCAACGGAGGAAGAUGAGCAGCAAGAACAGACAGUGAUCAUUGCACACAGUUAUAUGUUCUUCAUCGAAAGCAAUUUAUACGGCAGAGGCUGUGACAAUGGGAUUCAAUAUGCAGAAGGAGGCAUACAGAUGCCAACUGUUGACAUUGAGGCUUCCCACUUUCCAACUUUGUGGGCUUCUUUGCAUAUUUGACACAGCGUGGAUAAUAAUACCAGAGACACAUUUGAAAGGAGGGGAGGCUGCCGUGUGCCUGUACAGAUGUAGGAGCUGUAAAAUAUUUUUCCUUGUGUAUUAUGAACUCCAAAAUGUGUUAAUUUGUCAGUUCUGCAUGGUGAAGAAACAAUGGGCACUGAACAACUGGAAAAACUGUGUCAAAUCUCAGGAGGCUAGUGGCUUGAUUCUGCAAUGUUCCAUCCAACAGUAGAACCAAGUGGUGUAUUUGAUUGUCUAGUGGGAAAAUAGUGUCUGGAAUAUUUGGAAGACAAA
Molecule: messenger RNA, 3159 nt
Organism: Anolis sagrei ordinatus
Lineage: Eukaryota; Metazoa; Chordata; Lepidosauria; Squamata; Anolidae
Gene: NGEF
Product: neuronal guanine nucleotide exchange factor
Biological process (GO): activation of GTPase activity
Molecular function (GO): protein binding; guanyl-nucleotide exchange factor activity
Source: RefSeq, a predicted model, not a curated record